Molecule: messenger RNA, 1578 nt
Organism: Alternaria arbusti
Lineage: Eukaryota; Fungi; Ascomycota; Dothideomycetes; Pleosporales; Pleosporaceae
Exons: 2
Coding region: 1-1578 (525 amino acids)
Biological process (GO): spliceosomal snRNP assembly
Source: RefSeq, a predicted model, not a curated record
AUGUCAACCGUGGGGGUGAAUUUGGCUGUUACUAAAGACGGUGAGAGCUACAACAAACUACAACGGCCCGAUGGUUACCUUAUGUCGACGCAGCCGCCCUCCAUAUCCUCCUCGACAGCGUCCCCAACUGCAUACGGCAGCAAAAGAAAGUGCGCGCAAGAAGAGGCCGUUGGUGUUAAGCGCGCGAGGAUCGCGCACAUCACAGCGCACCCAAAAAACCGGCCGCGCGCUGUAGAUUCGUACCAGGAGUAUGGGACACGGACGGUGCUACCAGGACUCGACGGUGAAGAGCAGUCAUCCGACGAGUCUACAAGCGAAGCGUUGGCCUACCUUCACGGUGUCCGGUCUGAAGCAUCGGCGAUUCCCACUCUACUCGUAGCCCCAAACAAUCUCAACGCUGGCAAACUCGACUCAGACCAUGACGAAUCGCAAUACAAAAGCCCGAUGGAUACUCAACGCGUCAUAUACAGGGAAGGAACCUGGAUCGCCGUGGAUUGGGAGUACAACGCUACCAAGUGGGAAACAGACUCGUUCGCCCUUGAUCCACAGGAAGCUUGCACCAAUGCUCUCCUCCAGCGCUUUCGAAACCUUCGCAAGAAACUCGCCGAAAUGCGGAGGUAUGGACGACUACCAGACACAGCAGCGAGCCGCGCAAAAGUAGAGAAGUUUGGAAAGCAGAAAUGGUCGGAAACUAUAGAGAAGGACUUACCCAUUCUCCAAGAAAUCAUGCACAUUGACGAGUCGACGCUGUAUAUGGCUCUACAAGGCUGCACGUUAGCCUUGGGUCGAUCAGCUAAGAUAUCCCGGGAGAAGAGCAGCUGGAUAUGGACCUUGUUGGCCCUAGUUGGAGAUUUCGGUACUUUGGAUCAUGAGCGUGUGAGCAGGAUCCGAGACUUGGGGCUCAGCGCAGGCCGGCUAGUGGGCCGACUCUACGCAGACAACAGAACAUUGACGUGUGAUGCACAAGAGGGCGAGUGCACUAGUCCCGAGGUCCCAGAGACCGAUCCUGGAGAACAGACACAUGGAGCUCACGACACGAGACAUCUUGCGCCGAAAGUCACACAAACUCUGCGCGAUGUUUCGAAUGAGAAAGACAAUGGAUUAGACACGACGUCCUUCAGAAAUGACGAUGCCGUGCUCAGCCAAAACACAGUCAUUGAAGAGACGGAUGAUUCUGACGCAGAGAUGAUCAUGUCUGAGGAUGAAGUUGAAUCAGAAAGCAUUCCGGAAGAUGGAGGUCUUGAGGAAGCUCGAGCGCGUCUUCUUGCGCAACUCGGAGACCGCUUGGUACAUUCACAAGUGCCUCUGCCUCAUAUGCCCCCAAUGCAAGUCCAUCAUCACCUUUCAAGGGUCGAGGCUGAGAGGCAGCGACAAGAAAUACGCCGAGGAGAGCUGCAGCAAACUGCGAGUGCCACCAAAUUGGCGCCAGUUUUCGAGCCGACGCAGGCCAAACCGCAGUCCAUUACCCCAUUGUCCGAGAGUGACUGGAACACGAAGGCAGCCAUCGACAUGAUUCUGACAGUUGUAGCCGAGUGCUAUGGACAAAGAGAUCUGCUGAAAUUUCGACUGCUCUGGUAG